Paramormyrops kingsleyae is the source of this 1079-nucleotide messenger RNA. RefSeq lists its product as uncharacterized. Lineage: Eukaryota; Metazoa; Chordata; Actinopteri; Osteoglossiformes; Mormyridae. The record is from RefSeq and is a predicted model, not a curated record.
UUUUUUAAAGAGAGCCGCAGCUCAGAAGGCUGCAUAGCCCUGGGCAGGACACACCAGAGAGAUACACCAUCAUGAACCUCUUGCUGCUGUUGGCUUUGUUUUUCACAGCUGUUGCUGCCGGGCCUUUUCCUCCAAGAAAGGGGCAGCCAGGUGGGCCCCCAUUUGGUGGUCAGCAAAUGGGAGGAUCAAUGGACACAGGUAGACCAAUGGGAGGAUCAAUGGACACAGGUAGACCAAUGGGAGGAUCAAUGAAUUCAGGCAGACCAAUGGGAGGAUCAAUGAAUUCAGACAGACCAAUGGGAGGAUCGAUGGAUUCAGGCAGACCAAUGGGAGGAUCAAUGGAUUCAGGCAGACCAAUGGGAGGAUCAAUGGAUUCAGACAGACCAAUGGGAGGAUCAGUGAAUCCAGGUAGACCAAUGGAAGAAUCAAUGGGUACAGACAGACCAAUGGGAGAACUAAGCAAUCCAGCUAGACCAGUGGGGACAGGGGAAAGGAAACCCCAUCUGCCGGGGAAAGAGCAAAGGCCACCCAGGUCUCAGGAAUACCUCAGACUGGGGCCUUGGGGCGAAAACAUGGGCGGGGAGGGAGCAGAUCCUCAGGAAUACUGGAGACAUCCCAUGCAGGGUAGGAACAGCAGGCAACCAACCAACUGGGUUCCAGUUAACAACAUGCAGGCUUCUGCACAAAGGGGGCCCCCAAACAAGCCACCAGGGGCCCACGAAGGUCUCAGGCCAGGGGGCCCUAUGCCAGGUCAUCCAGAUAUGAGGAAUCCCAGCUCCACUGAUGGUCAGAAAUUCUUCCCCAUCAUCCAGGCAAAUAACGUAACCCUCCAGAAUGCCAGCCUGUACCAUUUCAAAGAGGGUGAAAACAUGUUUCUCCUGCCCAAGAUUCAAGCAGGAGUUCCUCAACCAAAGGGAGGGGCAAAUGCACCACAGGAGAUGGGGUAUGGAUAUGGAUUAUACGGACUUCAGCCAUACCUGAAGGUUUACUUUAGCUCCUCAUCUCCGCAAACAGUUUCGUACGAAUAUGGGAUUCUGAGCCCUGUGAGUAAAGCAGCCCUUGUUUCCAAAUUUUGGUAA